Molecule: messenger RNA, 1920 nt
Organism: Myripristis murdjan (pinecone soldierfish)
Lineage: Eukaryota; Metazoa; Chordata; Actinopteri; Holocentriformes; Holocentridae
Gene: peli3
Product: pellino E3 ubiquitin protein ligase family member 3
Exons: 7
Coding region: 291-1718 (475 amino acids)
Biological process (GO): regulation of Toll signaling pathway; protein K63-linked ubiquitination
Molecular function (GO): protein binding; ubiquitin protein ligase activity
Source: RefSeq, a predicted model, not a curated record
CAUCAGGAUGUGUGCUGUUAUAUUCCAGUGUGUCCAGCAGGAAUGAGCGUGUCUCUCAGAGUCUAACGUCAGGCGAGCGGAGGAGAGGCAAUGCGGCCGCUCCUGAUGCCCUGCGCUGCUUCCGUCCCAUCCUCCGUUUCCAGCCGUCUGUUCACUACUGCCAGGCCGUGCGGGGACUGACAACCCCACACGCCCACAUCCGAGGGGGGAAUUAAACCAACAUCCAAGCCGGUCCAGACCUCCAAUCGGCAAACAUCAGCGGCAGUGAGCCCCAGUUGUGGCCGUUGGGCAUGGUUUUGGAGGGUAGCUCAGAGGCGCUGUGUCCCCCCCCAUCUCUGGAGCUGCGCCCAUCCUGCAACAAGAGCCAGCCCUCGCCUCCUCUGGGCUCGAGCUCGCAACCCCACGACGGCGUCUUCCCCGGGGACAAGGAGCCCGUCAAGUAUGGCGAGCUCAUCGUCUUAGGGCAUAAUGGUUCGCUGGCCAAUGGGGACAAGGGUCGCAGGAGAAGUCGCCUGGCCCUGUACAAGAGGCCCAAAGCCAACGGGGUCAAACCCGAUGUCAUCCACAAUGUGUCAACCCCUCUGGUGUCAAAGGCACUCAGCAACAAAAGCCAGCACAGCAUCUCCUACACACUGUCACGGAGCCACUCUGUUAUUGUGGAGUACACCCAUGACACCAACACAGACAUGUUUCAGAUUGGCCGGUCCACGGAAAGCAUGAUUGACUUUGUGGUGACAGAUACAGCGGGCAGCAGUGGCAGCGGUGGCGGUCAAGGCGGAGGGGCGGCAGGGGAGGGGGGCAGCGGCGGCCAGUCAGCCCAGAGCACAAUCUCCCGCUACGCCUGCCGCAUCAUGUGCGAACGCAGCGCUCCCUACACGGCACGCAUCUACGCCGCCGGCUUCGACUCCUCCAAGAACAUCUUUCUGGGGGAGCGGGCUGCCAAGUGGAGGACGUCGGAUGGCCUCAUGGAUGGCCUGACCACCAACGGGGUGCUGGUGAUGCACCCGGCGGGGGAGUUUGUGUCGGAGCCGGCGCCAGGAGUCUGGAGGGAGAUCUCGGUGUGCGGCAACGUCUUCGCCCUGAGGGAGACCCGCUCAGCUCAGCAGAGGGGAAAAUUGGUGGAAAAUGAGUCCAACACCCUCCAGGACGGCUCUCUGAUUGACCUGUGUGGAGCCACCUUGCUGUGGCGGACGCCUGCCGGACUGCGCCGCACCCCCACCCUAAAGCAGCUGGAGUCCCUUCGUCAGGAGCUGAACGCCGCGCGGCCCCAGUGUCCCGUGGGUUUCAACACCCUGGCCUUCCCCAGCCUGGCCCAGCGCGAGAUUGUCGACAAGAAGCAGCCCUGGGUCUACGUCAACUGCGGCCACGUGCACGGCUACCACAACUGGGGCUACCGCAAGGAGAAGGGUCCCGCCGGCCCAGGGGGCACGGCGCCAGCCAGCACCGGGGAGAGGGAGUGCCCCAUGUGCCGGCGGGUGGGGCCCUACGUGCCACUGUGGUUGGGUUGCGAGGGCGGCUUGUACCUGGACGCCGGACCGCCUACUCAUGCAUUCUGCCCCUGCGGCCACGUGUGCUCAGAAAAGACAGUGGUGGGGUGGAGCCAGAUCCCGUUGCCCCACGGCACCCACGCCUUCCACGCUGCCUGCCCCUUCUGUGGCACCUGGCUGACCGGGGAGCAGGGCCACAUCAAACUCAUCUUCCAGGGCCCCGUCGACUGAGGCCACAGCUGGGCACUAGUCAGAAGAACAUGACGGUGGAUGGGACUACUCACUAAAGACUGUCUGCAAGACCGGAGCACUCGAGUCUGGGUUCAAAGACAAAGAACUGAUUGGGAACAGGAAAGGAAAGACUGUUAAAAUGACAUGGAAUAAUAGAUGCCAAGGCUUAAAAUGGAAAAUGAAAUGUUUGGAGAGGAUGUAA